Molecule: messenger RNA, 360 nt
Organism: Odobenus rosmarus divergens (Pacific walrus)
Lineage: Eukaryota; Metazoa; Chordata; Mammalia; Carnivora; Odobenidae
Product: Morf4 family associated protein 1-like 1
Exons: 1
Coding region: 1-360 (119 amino acids)
Source: RefSeq, a predicted model, not a curated record
AUGCGGCCCGCGGACGCGGACGAGCGGCGAGGGCCCGAGCAGCCUUGCGGCCGCCCCCUGAACCCCGCGCGCGCCACCGCCCGCCGGGCCGUCGCCGCCCUCGAGCGCGAGCACGUGCGCGCGCACCUGCGGGCCCGCCGGAAGCUGCUGGAGGUCGCGAGCCUGCUGGACGAGCUUCAGAGCGAGGUGGACGCUUCAGCCGAGGGCGUCCUGGGUCCCGGCCGCCGGGCGGGCGGCGAGGCGGAGGAGCGGGUGCUGAAGCUGUGCGAGAAGGCGGAGAGGAAGGCCGCCGAGGCCGCGCUGAUGGGGCGGAGGAUCGUGGAGCUCCACCGGCAGAUAGAGAGCUGCGGGUGCUCCUGA